AUGUGGUCUUCAUAUUUAUUAUUUUUGGUGGCUGUCUUGUAGGACAUUAGCUUCUUUCAUCGUAAUUUAUGAAAUCAUUUUCCUGUUGUUGGAGAUUCAGGUUCUGUAACAUUUUUCCCCCUCAGUGCUCUACAUGAAUUUGCUAAACAUCUUUACGUUUAUAGAUUUUUUUUCUGUUGAAUUAUUUCUGUGGAGUAAUUUUCUGGAGUAACACUGUUUUUCUUUUCAGAAAACUGAUUGGGAGGUAGCUAUUAAAAGUAUUAAUAAAAAGAACUUGUCAAAAUCACAAAUACUGCUUGGGAAGGAAAUUAAAAUCUUAAAGGAACUACAGCAUGAAAAUAUUGUCGCACUCUAUGACGUUCAGGAAUUACCCAACUCUGUCUUUCUGGUGAUGGAGUAUUGCAAUGGUGGAGACCUGGCAGAUUAUUUGCAAGCUAAAGGAACUCUGAGUGAAGAUACUAUCAGAGUGUUUCUGCAUCAGAUUGCAGCUGCCAUGCGAAUUCUGCACAGCAAAGGAAUAAUCCAUAGGGAUCUCAAACCACAGAACAUCUUGCUGUCUUACGCCAAUCGCAGGAAGUCAAGUGUCAGUGGUAUUCGCAUCAAAAUAGCGGAUUUUGGUUUUGCUCGUUACCUGCAUAGUAACAUGAUGGCUGCAACUCUGUGUGGGUCCCCAAUGUACAUGGCUCCUGAGGUUAUUAUGUCUCAACAUUAUGAUGCUAAGGCAGACUUGUGGAGCAUAGGAACAGUGAUAUAUCAGUGCCUAGUUGGAAAACCACCUUUUCAGGCCAAUAGUCCUCAAGACCUAAGGAUGUUUUAUGAAAAAAACAGGAGCUUAAUGCCUAACAUUCCCAGAGAAACAUCACCUUAUUUGGCUAAUCUCCUUUUGGGUUUACUUCAGAGAAACCAAAAAGAUAGAAUGGACUUUGAAGCAUUUUUUAGCCAUCCUUUUCUUGAGCAAAUUCCAGUAAAAAAAUCCUGCCCGGUUCCGGUGCCUGUGUAUGCUGGCUCUGUCUCUGGAAGCUCCUGUGGCAGCUCUCCGUCGUGCCGUUUCGCCUCUCCACCAUCCCUUCCAGAUAUGCAGCAUAUUCAGGAAGAAAACUUAUCCUCCCCACCAUUGGGUCCUCCCAACUACCUACAAGUGUCCAAAGAUUCUGCCAGUACUAGUAGCAAGAACUCUUCUUGUGACACGGAUGACUUUGUUUUGGUUCCACACAACAUCUCGUCAGACCACUCAUAUGAUAUGCCAGUGGGAACUGUUGGCAAACGUGCUUCAAAUGAGUUCUUGAUGUGUGGAGGGCAGUGUCAGCCUGCUGUGUCGCCUCACAGUGAAACAGCACCAAUUCCAGUUCCUACUCAGAUAAGGAAUUAUCAGCGCAUAGAGCAGAAUCUGACAUCUACUGCUGCCUCUGGCACAAAUCCGCAUGGUUCUCCAAGAUCUGCAGCGGUACGAAGGUCUAACACCAGCCCUAUGGGCUUCCUCCGGCUGGGAUCCUGCUCCCCGGCACCAGCAGACACAGUACAGACAGUUGGACGAAGACUCUCGACUGGGUCUUCCAGGCCUUAUUCACCUUCCCCUUUGGUUGGUACCAUUCCUGAGCAAUUUUGUCAGUGUUGCUGUGGACAUCCUCAGGGCCAUGAAUCCAGAAGUAGAAACUCAUCAGGUUCUCCAGUGCCGCAGGCUCAGUCACCACAGCCUCUCUUACUGGGGGCUAGACUGCAGAGCGCCCCCGCUCUCACCGACAUCUACCAGAACAAGCAGAAGCUCAGAAAGCAGCACUCGGACCCCGUGUGCCCGUCCCACCCCGGGGCUGGCUACAGCUGCUCGCCUCAGCCCAGUCGGCCUGGCAGCCUUGGGACCUCUCCCACCAAGCACUUGGGGUCCUCUCCUCGGAGUUCUGACUGGUUCUUUAAAACUCCUCUACCAACAAUUAUUGGCUCUCCUACUAAGACCACAGCUCCUUUCAAAAUCCCUAAAACGCAAGCAUCUUCCAACCUGCUAGCCUUGGUUACUCGUCAUGGGCCUUCUGAAGAGCAGUCUAAAGAUGAGAAUGACCCACGGGAAUGCUCUCAUUGUCUUUUAGUACAAGGAAGUGAGAGGCAGAAGUCUGAGCAACAGAACAAGGCAGUGUUUGGCAGAUCUGUCAGUACUGGGAAAUUAUCAGAUCAACAAAUAAAGACACCUUUAGGUGGACGUCAGGGCAGCACGGAUAGUUUAAAUACAGAACGACCAAUGGAUAUAGCCCCUGCAGGAGCCUGUGGUGUUGUGCUGGCGCCUCCUGUAGGAACAGCAGCAAGUUCCAGGGCUGUCCUGUUCACUGUUGGAUCUCCUCCACACAGUGCCACAGCCCCCACUUGUACCCAUAUGGUCCUUCGAACAAGAACAACCUCAGUGGGCUCCAGCAGCUCCGGAGGUUCCCUGUGCUCUGCGAGUGGCCGCGUGUGUGUGGGCUCCCCGCCUGGGCCGUGCCCGGGGUCUUCCCCUCCGGGAGCAGAGACAGCUCCCAGCCUGAGAUACAUGCCUUAUGGUGCUUCACCCCCUAGCCUAGAGGGGCUCAUCACCUUUGAAGCCCCUGAACUGCCAGAGGAGACACUGAUGGAGCGAGAACACACAGACACCUUACGCCACCUGAAUGUGAUGCUGAUGUUCACUGAGUGUGUGCUGGACCUGACAGCUGUGCGAGGAGGGAACCCAGAGCUGUGCACGUCCGCUGUCUCCUUGUACCAGAUCCAGGAGAGUGUGGUUGUGGACCAGAUCAGCCAACUGAGCAAAGACUGGGGGCGGGUGGAGCAGCUGGUGUUAUACAUGAAAGCAGCACAGCUGCUGGCAGCGUCUCUGCAUCUCGCCAAAGCCCAGGUCAAGUCUGGGAAGCUGAGCCCAUCCACAGCUGUGAAACAAGUUGUCAAAAAUCUGAAUGAACGAUAUAAAUUCUGCAUCACCAUGUGCAAGAAACUUACAGAAAAGCUGAAUCGUUUCUUCUCGGACAAACAGAGAUUUAUUGAUGAAAUCAACAGCGUAACUGCAGAGAAACUCAUCUAUAAUUGUGCUGUAGAAAUGGUUCAAUCUGCAGCCCUGGAUGAGAUGUUUCAGCAGACUGAAGAUAUUGUUUAUCGCUAUCAUAAAGCAGCCCUUCUUUUGGAAGGCCUCACUAAGAUUCUCCAGGACCCUGCAGAUAUUGAAAAUGUACAUAAAUAUAAAUCUAGUAUUGAAAGAAGAUUGUCAGCACUCUGCUAUAGCGCCUCAACCAUGUGAGCGGCAGCAGGCUUGUCCCAUGGACCAGUAUGAGGGGAUACGGCUGGGAGUGUAGCUUGGAUUCUGUUGUCCCAUCCCCAGGAAACUGAAGUUUCUUACCUGGUGACUACCAAAGAGCAAGCAGUGAUUUCAAAAAGGAAAAACAAUCCAAAAACUACAUAUUUGUAGGAAAUCUGCCUUAUCGGAGAAGCUACCCCUUCCCUCUUUCUUUGUAGAAGCAGACACAAGAGUAUUCCACUUGGCUCUCAGUUUGAACUUGGUAAAUAAAUGCACCUUAGAACUAGAAUUAUCAGUACAGUUAUUCUUAAGGAUAAUUAAGAAGGAAACAAAGUGAGUGGCUCUUCACUCAGUUUACCAGAGCAGUGUGUGAGAUUCCACGUGUUUACUGAGGUAUAAAAGUAAAAAAACCUACAUCUCAUCCAGGCAGUUUGAUAUGUGGGGUGAGUUUGUCUAAAUCUGAGCAUGCAUCCUUAACCACCUCAGGAAGAAAUAGCUUAAGAAGAAGCAAAAGAUGGCUCUUGGAAGAAAUUGUGAAAUCUUCAAUUUGAUCUAAUAUGGACACAUGUUAAUCUUCCAAAAUCUUUCAUAUUGCACUAAUUUAUUAAAACAACCGUGUAUUGGAUUUUGCAAUUUAAAACUAACUGCGGCACAAUGGACUUGUUUAAAAUAUUUUACUUGAUUAUAUACACGUACCCUUUCCAGAAUUCACAUGUAAUCUCUAGUGAACUUUUCAAUGGUAAAAACUUGUGUUCAUGUGAACCUUCGCAUUUUUUUAACCUAUUCAUCUACACCUGCAGAUCUUCUCAGCAAUAUUUUUGAGUUGCUGGUUGUUUGCUUUUGGUUGCAUUUUUUGUGCAUGUAGAAUGUGCAUUGAUGCCUGUGACCUCUAGGUUUAUUAAAGGCUGGGUUUAUUUGGGCAGUGUUAGAAAAAAUAUCAGUCAAGAGAUUCUCUCAAGAGUUUUAAUAGGGCCAAAACAAAGUUGGUGAUCUGAAGGCUUGUUAGUGAUGUGGAGUUUCUACAUGAAGUUAGUGAAAAAUGAGGUUUGUUUUCUAUUAGGAAAAUGGGCAGCUCUCUUCAGCCUAAUGUGUAUUUUUCAUGUUAAUCCUGACAGUUCACCAAACAGCUAGUCAUGGAGAAUGCAGGCAGUUAACGUCCCUCCAGAAAUGGUUCCUACAUUGUAUGUUACUUGGUUUCUUUUACUUACCUGCUUGAAUACUUGAAUAAACCAUUCUCCAGUUUUAAUCUUUUUACUUUAAUCCCUUUAGGUAAUAUAAUCUGAACUCUGACGAAUUGCACAGAAACUCUUUGGCAUUAACCUAAUUUUAGUGUACUGAUAAAAACAAACAAAAUAUGGUUUUCCUUUACUUUGACAAAGUAAUGUAAUUUUUACCUUAUUUAUCUCUAUGAAAUUCCAGCAAUUAAUUUGAACAUUUAUUUAUAUGAUGUUUGUAUUUUUAGGUCUUUAAUACAGUGUUUCUACCUCUCAUUUGUAACUGCAUGCAUUAUUCUUGAAACUAGGUAAAACUCACUGAAUUGUUGUGUAAUAACCUUUUUAUUAUUGCCUGUACAGAUGUAUAUUAAGGUAAAAUAAAACUGACAAAGUGUUUCUAGGGUAAAGCUGGGUCCGUAUUACGUGGCUUGUCAGGCCAGGUCCUUCCUUAGUGAGUUUGGAGGUUUGGUCAUUAAUAUCCUUUGUCCUGUCCCCAGGAUUUCAGAUUCUCAGUGACUGUCACGCAGGCUGCCAGGAAUGUAGACUUUAGUGAGGGUUCCUGCCCCUCCCUGCAGGAGUUCGAACCACUGUUGUUAGUGAUAUUCUAUUUUGUAUAAUUUUUUCGAGUAUACAGGGUGAUUUCCUUUAUGUUCUCUCAGAUAUCACCCGUGUUUUCUCAGUGGAGCCUCCAAGGGGCUGGGUUCAUUCUGGCCCCUCCUCCCCUCCCAUUUUUUUUUAAACACAGGAUGAAACAGGUUCACAGUAAGUGAUUGAUCUGAAGUCAGGUGACUAAGGAAGUGGUUAAGCCAUGCUUUGUGACUUCCAAGUUCAUUCUUCCUCUUGUGUAAUAAAGGUCUGUGGUAGAUCGUAUGUGUGAAACCGUGAAGUCUGAACAGCAGAGGAGAACAAACUGUGAAUUCAUGAAUAAUGGUUCUGAUUAUACUUCCAUUAUCAAGGCCAGUUGUUUUAAGAGAUUUUGCCUUGAUUAUAGCAAUAAUAAACAAAUGCUUUAUGUUUC
This is a messenger RNA of Ceratotherium simum simum (southern white rhinoceros), 5479 nucleotides long. NCBI's taxonomy places the organism in Eukaryota, Metazoa, Chordata, Mammalia, Perissodactyla, Rhinocerotidae. The record is from RefSeq and is a predicted model, not a curated record.